Lotus japonicus is the source of this 1079-nucleotide messenger RNA. RefSeq names its product NDR1/HIN1-like protein 13. The record is from RefSeq and is a predicted model, not a curated record. The coding region runs from base 76 to 837 and encodes 253 amino acids. Gene Ontology annotation, cellular component: plasma membrane. The transcript has a single exon. NCBI's taxonomy places the organism in Eukaryota, Viridiplantae, Streptophyta, Magnoliopsida, Fabales, Fabaceae.
UUAUAAUCAUCUCCCUCUUCUCUCUUUUAUAGAACCAAAUCAAAGUCCCUCCACAACCUUCAUUCAUUAUAAGCCAUGACAGACAAGGUCCACCCUUCAGCCAAGCCCACCGGCAAUGGCACCGCCGCCGCCAACAUCUCAUUACCGCCGACAAAAUCCCAACUCCACGGCCCCAACCGCCCCACCUACCGUCCCCGUGCUGCACCCCCUCGCCGCCGCAGCAGCAACAGUUGCUGCUGCACACUCUUCUGCUGGCUCAUCCUCAUCCUCUUCAUCCUCAUCAUCCUCCUCGGCGCCGCCGGCGCCGUCCUCUACUUCCUCUACCACCCUCAACGCCCUUCCUUCACCGUCACGUCACUCAAACUUUCCACCUUCAAACUCUCCUCCUCCUCCUCCACCCUCACCUCCAAGUUCCAACUCACACUCUCCGCCACCAACCCCAACAAAAAGAUCACAUUCUUCUACCAGCCCACCUCGGUAAACAUCCUCACCGGCGACAUGGACGUCGGAGAUGGUGUCAUUCCGUCGUUCGAGCACGGGAAGGAGAACACCACGGUGCUGAAAAUCCCGGUGGCGAGGAGCGGAGAGGUGGCGGCGGAUGACGCCGUGAAGGGGAGCUUGAAGAGCAAGAGUGCACUGGCGUUGAAGGUGAAGAUGGAGACGAAGGUGGAGGCCAAGAUGGGGAUGUUCAGGACACCACGCGUUGGAAUCAGAGUGUUGUGUGAUGGUAUCCAGGUUACUCUUCCCGCCGGCGAGAAACCGGCGACGGCGUCGGCUGUGAACUCUGCAUGUGCGGUGGACGUGAGGUUCAAGUUCUGGAAAUGGACUCUUGGAUGAUCGGAGCACGACGGGAAAAUUGCAUACACAUUUGCCAUGUAACGUUGGUAUUGCUUUAAUUUUGAUCUUGGAGUUUGGUUUUGAUUUUCAAUUACUUUUUAUGUCUUGUAAUUUUGAUUUUUCAGUUGGUUUACUUUCUGAAUUUUGUUUAUAGAUAAUUAAUGUUUGUAAACACACAAUGAUUAGUAUUAAAGUAUAGUAAGAGUUUUAAUACAAUCAAGUUCAUUUUAUUCGGAAAAUAA